AUGACAAGAACAGAUUUCGGCGGCUCACCGGUGAUAAACAACGAUCAUUGGUUGUACUGGGGUGAACGACAAGUUAGCCUUGACGACUCGGGCGGCCCAGUAACGAUACGGGUCAUCGAACAAACAGAAUUCCUCGAUGACGAAACAUACGAGCCGAUUGCUGGCCCUUCGACAUCGGAACCCUAUGCGAAACGAUGUUGCCAGAUACGGCUGGAGAGUAGAGACAAGCUCAUAAUUUUCUGGAACGAAUUGACAUGCAAUCAAUGUAAUAAUCUGUUCCAGGAGCAGCUUGGUCUCGAGGCCGAGUUUGACCAGCAUGUCCUUCCCGAUGGAAAAUGUACAGUAGACGUUUUUAUAUACGUGUUUGAUUCGAGCAAAACUGAAGGAAGGACAUUUGAGAGUCAAUGUUCCAUUGCCUCUACAAUCCUGACGAAUGUUCUCAAAACGAAGAAGCCUGUUGUGAUAGCGUUCAGCCAGGCGGAUAACGCGGUUGAAGAAGCGCGAAAGGCUCUUCAUGGCCUCCUAAUAAAGAAGGAGCUGAAGAGUACGCACAUCACAGUG
Messenger RNA from Strongylus vulgaris, 561 nucleotides. Lineage: Eukaryota; Metazoa; Nematoda; Chromadorea; Rhabditida; Strongylidae. The record is from the annotation of a GenBank genome assembly.